This is a messenger RNA of Schistosoma spindalis, 2855 nucleotides long. NCBI's taxonomy places the organism in Eukaryota, Metazoa, Platyhelminthes, Trematoda, Strigeidida, Schistosomatidae. The record is from the annotation of a GenBank genome assembly.
CGAGGUCAUUUUCAGAAAGGUCGUUGUAGCAGCAAAGUUGCUACGACCUACGGGGUGACAUCCUGACAGUCUGGUUCUAACCCAGUACUUGUAAUUUCAACAGUGUCUGCAGUAAUUUUUAAAACCAAAAUGGCAAAUUCAGGAGUUGAUUCUGUGCUCAUAGUAUCUAAAGAGUAUUUCGUCUCACUUGUGCGAAACCCAGUUAGACGUAUACUAGUGGCGUGUAGUCUUGGAUUGAUAUCAUGGAAAAUAAUAACUUGUAUCCGUACUUAUCAGAAUCAGAAACUGUUAAAAUCAAAGCAGAUGCGUAUUACUGAUAACACGGAGAAAAUGAGGGAAAUGUUGUCCAAAUUAACUCAAUCAUCUAUACCGAUGGCUAUUUGCAGUGAGAAUUUAUCCUAUCUUUGUGAACAAAUCAAAAAGAAAAGAAUGAGCCCCGUGGAUGUUCUACAUGCAUUUCAGUUCAGAGCAUUACAGUUGCAGGACAAUAAUAAUUCAGGCAUUGCUGAAUUCAUUUUAGAAGCAGAAGAGUACGCUGCUAACUUGAUGAAAUCCCCAAUGAAUAUCGACGAACAGUCCGGAUUAUACGGGAUCCCCAUCAGCAUAAAGGAAGGGAUCGCGGUACGUGGCUAUGAUGUCACUAUGGGCAUCAUAAAACGAUGUAAUCAGCCUAUAGAUGAGGAUUGUGUACUCAUCAAGGUACUGAGAAGUGUUGGUUCAAUUCCUUUUGUGACCACCGUCACAACUCAGUUAUGUCGCACACUGGAUAGCUUUCACAGUAUUUAUAAUGAUGCAAAAAAUCCAUUUAAUAAAUCCAGGUUGCCGGGUGGUAGUUCUUCGGGUGAAGCUGUAUUAUUGGCGCAGUGUGGUUCUCCUGUGGGUAUAGGUGGAGACAUCGCCGGUAGUAUCCGAAUACCCUGCGCAUUUUGUAAUUUAGCUGGCUUGAAACCAACUUCUGGGAGACUGAGUCUAUUAGGUUUUGUAUCGGCCGCCAAGAAAUCAGUAUUAUAUAUAUCAUCUUGCCCAGGUCCUAUGGCUAGAAGGGUGGACGAUUUAGCUUGUGUGAUGCGUGCAUUAUUGUGCCCUACAAUGUUUGAUUUAGAUCCAUAUGUUAUACCGAUGAGCUUUGACCAAGUGUCUUAUGAAGGGAAGAAUAGAAAUCAGUUAGUGAUCGGUUAUUAUAGUAGCUUCGACGACCCAAAUCUCAUUCAAGUCUUGGACGUAAAUCAGCGAGUUGUAGAGAAAGCAGCCAAAUUAUUAGAAAGUGCUGGACAUCGACUUGUAAAGUUCACAGUUCCUGAUCCUUAUAAAGCUUUUAUACUUGGUUUGCGUGCCUUGUUUGCAGAUGGUGGUCAGGAACUUCGAAGUCAUCUACGAGGAGAACCACUUAGCCCGCAUAUUAAACUUAUCGAUACCGUUGCAAGAAUUCCAGACAUUUUGAAACCUAUUGUCGGUUUCAUUUCCAAACAUUUUGUUGGUAAACCGGUCUGUCCGUUAGCUGCAUUCCAGAAACUUGGCAGUGGCCAGGCAGCAGUCAAUUUAAUUUCCGAAAUCAAAGCUUACCGAUACGAAUUUGCAAAAGCUUGGAAUAAAGCAGGCCCACUGGAUGCGUUAAUAUGUCCUGUAUUUCCUUAUCCUGCACCACCAGAAGAUGCCUCACAAGUAUAUAUAUCUUCAUCCCUUAUCUACACUUUCUUGUAUAAUAUUCUGGACUAUCCUGCUGGAGCUGUCCCAGCUGGCUUUGUCACCGAAGACGAUGUUCGAAAUUCAUUAAUGAAAUCCAAAUCACUAUAUUCUUCUGGUGAUUCUUACAUGUCCAAAGUAUACGGACUAUUAGAUGGAGCAGAAAACCUACCACUGUCUAUUCAAGUGGUUGGUAAACCGUAUCAUGAAGAGACGGUUCUUCGAGUUAUGCGUGAAAUAGAAAGUAGUUUCUCUCAACAAACUGAGUCGUAAUUUCAAAGAGUAUUUCUACCUUUUCUUAUCGUGUUUCCUCUCUAUUUAAUUUCAUCUCACCUUUGUUUCUCUACCAGCAUCUUGUUAAGUUUUGAUUUAAACUUUUGUACCUAGUCCUUCUGAAUUAAGAUUGAUGGUUAGUGUAUUUACUCUACAUUUUCAUUGGCAACCAAAGUUUAUUUUCUUGAUCUUUUAGUUCUCGUUACUGUGAUAAUUGUGUUUUUUGAUCUUCAUUGUAGAUUUUAGCAGACAAUUCCAUCAACUUUAACCAGAAAUACCAUACUUAUUAAUAAUGUGCUGAUUUUUGGAUGAUAGCGGAUGGUAAUAUUAGUCAGUUAGGUGUAAUCAGAUAGAACCUACUACUGUAUAAUCCAAUUUGAGAUUAGAAAACUUUAAAUCAAAUAAAAACGAUACAGUUUCAUUAAAUAGAACAGUAAAGUUUAUUUCUUAUCUAGAGCGACGUGACUUCUUUUAGGAUCUCGAUAGUAACUUGUCUAGAGGUCCAUUGUAGGAAAGAUUCUGAUGUUUUAGAAUCCAUACACUUGUGUGUGGUAGUUUUUUGGAAAUUUGUUUAGAUUUCAUAUCUACUGGUACUCACUAAUGAGAUGAACCUGUUGUUAUGAGGGAAUUUAUCAUGCUUUUUCUGGUAUGGUAAUUCUCUUUCAUGGCCAGUGUUAUACGUUUUAUUGACGAAUUAUGUAACGUUUUACUUCGGGUAUAUCUUCAGUACACCUUUGCUUGUUGACUAUUCCCAGUAAGAUAUUAGCAAUACAAUUUGGUCGAAGAGAUAUUGUUCAGUUAUUAUCUGAUUACGUUCAACACUAAUAUAUGGGUUUGCAAUUAAGUAUAAAAUUAAUGUAGAAGAAAUAAAUGUAACUCAAACUAGCAAUAUAUCCCAG